Messenger RNA from Mercenaria mercenaria, 485 nucleotides. RefSeq lists its product as uncharacterized. Gene Ontology annotation, molecular function: protein dimerization activity. The coding region runs from base 32 to 421 and encodes 129 amino acids. The record is from RefSeq and is a predicted model, not a curated record. Lineage: Eukaryota; Metazoa; Mollusca; Bivalvia; Venerida; Veneridae. The transcript is spliced from 2 exons.
UUCAAAAGUUGCUCGGGAAACCAUCCACAACAUGCGAGAUGAAGGCCUGGAAAAUUGCCUAACCCUCAUUGACCUUCUACGGACUCUUCCAUCCACAUCAGUGAAAAACGAAAGCUCGUUUUCUAUCAUGAAGCUGACCAAGGGGAAGAGGAGACCACGGAUGAAACCUUCCACAUUAAAUGACUUGCUGACUGUCAGUUUGGUGUCCCCUCCUGUGAGCCAGUUUGAUCCAAUCAAGAGCAUAGAACAUUUUUUGAGCUCUUCCCUUAAGCCUCGUAGAGUGGAUGGGUACCAAAGAAAGAAGACCACAGCUGAAGUCACAGCAGACGAUGAAUCCGAAGCAGAUGAGGCAUAUAUUGACAAUGAAGAGGUAUCUGUUUUACUGCUGUCCUUUAAAUUUAAAAACAUUAAGGUAACAUGAAUUAAACAUUGCGCGCAAUGUCAUUUAAAGCAACUUCUGUUAUAAGUGUGUUUCAAUAUAAAUG